Molecule: messenger RNA, 934 nt
Organism: Rhododendron vialii
Lineage: Eukaryota; Viridiplantae; Streptophyta; Magnoliopsida; Ericales; Ericaceae
Product: probable calcium-binding protein CML29
Exons: 1
Coding region: 120-602 (160 amino acids)
Molecular function (GO): calcium ion binding; enzyme regulator activity
Source: RefSeq, a predicted model, not a curated record
UUUCUCUUUUCCCUGUACGUAUAUAAUGCAACAGCUAGCCAACAAGAGAGAGAUAAGAAAGUUAAUUUGUGGGUACAAGCUAGUUGUUGUAGUGUACAGUUAUAUAGCUUGAAUUUUCCAUGGCUCAACUUGGGUCUCUCUCUCAGGAAACGGAGACGUUGAGCCAUGUCCUGAGGCUGGUUCAGGCCUUCAGGGCGUUUGACUCCGACAACGAUGGUUCCAUCACUGCCGCAGAGCUCGGGGGAAUUAUGGGCUCUCUCGGGUACAACUCAAGCGAGCAAGAAGUGAAGGCAAUGAUGCAGCGAGGAGACACGAACCGUGACGGGCGGCUGAGCAUAGAGGAGUUCUUGGACAUGAACACAAACGAGCUGGGACUGGGAAGCCUUGGAGCGUUUCUCGGGAGCGCGUUUGAAGCUUUGACAGUGGAUUUCGAGAGUGGGGAAGCCGUGACAGGCGAGGAUCUACAUGGAGUUAUGAGGGAGAUAGGGGUUGAUCAACUGUCUGUGGAAGAUUGCCAGGCUAUUGUUGCUUCCAUGGAUGCGGAUGGGGAUGGAGCUGUUUCCCUUGAGGAAUUCAGGCUUAUGCUUAAUUCCUUCCUCUAGACUAAUUACCUCUCCAUAUAUAUAUAUAUAUAUAUAUAUAAUUAAAGGACACUGAUUUUGGUGCUCCAAAAAUGCACGCAUGCGUUCCAGUUUGUACUGUAAUAUCCAAUACAAAGUGGAGCACCUGCAUAUAAAAGUAGAGCGCGAAAAUCAAUUUCCAUAAUCAAACUAAUAAGCUGGCCCUUGGACUUGGAUGCUUAAUGUAUAUUAACAAUAAUCGAUCGAGCUUAAUUUGUUCUGGCAGAUUACACUCGUGUGAUCAGAAUUUGAGUCGGAAAGGGUGAGCUCGACGACACCCAUCAUAUAUAAUAAAUAAACAAGUUAAUUGAUAA